Molecule: messenger RNA, 2302 nt
Organism: Asterias rubens (European starfish)
Lineage: Eukaryota; Metazoa; Echinodermata; Asteroidea; Forcipulatida; Asteriidae
Product: Y-box-binding protein 1-like
Exons: 7
Coding region: 83-907 (274 amino acids)
Biological process (GO): regulation of gene expression
Cellular component (GO): nucleus
Molecular function (GO): nucleic acid binding
Source: RefSeq, a predicted model, not a curated record
CCGACAUUUUGUCAGCACAAAGAAAGAUCGUUGUGCGAAGGGGAGUAAGAUCAGCGCCCGGUAAGAACAUCUGCCUAAAAAGAUGACUGAGGACUCUGAACAACAGCCUGAGGUUGACGAGCAAUCGAAAGGGGUAUUGCUGGCCAGUGGCGUCACGGGCACAGUCAAGUGGUUUAAUGUAAGAAGUGGCUACGGUUUCAUCAACCGGGACGAUACGCAGGACGACAUCUUCGUCCAUCAGACUGCCAUUUCUAAGAACAAUCCCAAGAAGUACCUGCGCAGUCUUGGGGAUGGUGAGACAGUUGAAUUUGAUGUGCUUGCUGGAAGAAAGGGCCAAGAAGCCAGUAAUGUGACUGGUCCUGACGGUUCCGCAGUGCAGGGAAGCAAGUAUGCCCCAGACAGACGUCGAUUCCGUACUCGCCGUAAUUACUACAGUCGCCGUAAGGAUGGAGAGGACGGUGAGGAGCAGGAAGAGGGUGGUACCUCAGAGGGCGGGGAGAACACAGAGGGGCGUCGCCCUCCGAGAUCAGGAAGAGGAAGAGGAGGCGGAAGAGGGAGAUACCGUAAUCGUGGUUACCGUCGUCCAGCAGGGGACUCUGAUGAAGCUGGUGUAAAGAAAGAGAACGGUGACAAAGAAGAUGGCGUGGAUUCGGAGAAACCCCGUCGUCGUUACCGUCCACGUUAUCGUAACUACAGACAGCAACGUCGCCAGGAAGGAGACGAGGAAGGAGGUGGUGGUGAUGAGAAUAAGGAGAACGAGGGAGAACAGCGCCCUCAACGAAGACGUUACCGCAGACGCAGACCUCCAGGUGCACGCAACGAAAAGCAAGGCUCUGCUGGAGAGGGAAGCCCAUCUGGUCCUAAAGAGGAGCACGCUGCACCAGAAGCUACCGAAGUCAAUGAGUGAAUAACACCAAGUUAGGCCAGGCAGACAGACACCCACAAACACGCCCACAUAGAACCCAGGACAUAGCAACAUCAUGUGGGAUCAAACAUCCUGCAAAUAUUAUUUUCAGACACGAGAGAUAUGGAAGGCAAAUGAUAACAAACACACUCCCUGUCUGUGGAGACGAUUGGUGAAAUUAAGGUAGUUGGCAUUUGUGAUCCAUAGUUGCGAAGUUGUACACUUAAGGCCUGUUUUUAUAUCAGCCGUAUGUAGUAUUUGGAAUGUAUUAAUACCAGAAACUCAGCACAAUCUUUUCAAACCGGUAAAAAAAAAAAAAUAGUUAAGAGACUUCCAAGAAACUCCAACCUGUAGAGGAUUACAAACUCUGCCUACAAUGUGUAUGUAUACCAUGACGUUACAUUUAGCUCUGGUAUCAAUGUACCUACCAAUAAUUUUGCAGGUGUUUUAUGCACCUGUCAUGAGACGCCUGGUGUAUACUGGCCGUCUGCGGCAUGCUAACUAAAAACAGUACUUUAUGGCGGAUAAUUUACCACGAAGGAUACAAAAAACCUUUUGCAAUAUUUGGCAAUUUGCAAUGAUUUUUUAUAAAGAAACCAAAGUCAUAGAUAUAAGAACUACUUAAUAAAUUGAGGCCAAACAAUUGGACAGUAUUACAAAAAAACGGUUACAGACACUUCCAAUAGCUGAUAUCGUCAAGACCUUGAUGCCAUGGAAACAAUAUUGAAUACUUUUUGGGGAAUAACUUUUACGAUCGUAAGUCCUGGCACUUCGUAGAGCAGACGUUAAUGUAUUUGUAGUUGAGGUAUAUGUGUCAUUUUGGAUCGGACCGAUUUGGCUGUGGUUUUGUAGUACAAAACCCAGGUAUCUGCCAACAAGUUGUAUUUCAUUUUGUAGGACAUUUUUGUACCAAAUUUGACGAAUUUGACUAAAAAGUUAAUUUUGAAAAGUUUCAUUUGUAUCUGAAAUCCGUCUUGAAAAAAAAAAAGAGAGAAGACAAAUUGCAUUUGCUGCAUUAAAAGUUUUGUUUUGGGGAUAGUAUUUUUUGAAUUUUGGGGGAUUAGAAAUUCUAAUCUAUAAACAAAAAAAUGAAAUUAUUUAAAGAAAAAAAUGAAAACUUAAAUAAGUUUGAAAGAUUCAAAUUUUGUUUUGGCAGGUGCCAGGCCAAAGGUCAAUUUUCUUAUUUAAUUCCCUGCGGCUUUGAGGACUAUAGUUCCUAAUUUUUGGCACUUUUGUUGUUAUUCCUGCAUAAUUUCUUUCCAUUUCAUUUUCUACCAUCUAUAGCAGGAGAUCUCAUUUGUGAUAAAUAUAAAAAGACUUCUUUGUAAAGACCUUAGAAGCUACAACACAAAUCCGAAUGAGGCUCAAAAAAAUAAACACCAUGUUUGAGCAAAGAAA